Molecule: messenger RNA, 4023 nt
Organism: Cutaneotrichosporon cavernicola
Lineage: Eukaryota; Fungi; Basidiomycota; Tremellomycetes; Trichosporonales; Trichosporonaceae
Gene: PMC1
Exons: 2
Coding region: 1-4023 (1340 amino acids)
Biological process (GO): intracellular calcium ion homeostasis; calcium ion transmembrane transport
Cellular component (GO): plasma membrane; intracellular membrane-bounded organelle
Molecular function (GO): ATP binding; ATP hydrolysis activity; P-type calcium transporter activity
Source: RefSeq, a predicted model, not a curated record
AUGCCACCCAAUCCUCCCCCGGUCAUCGUCACGACCGACCUCGACGGUCCUCAGCCCCCUUCCGAUGCUGGCACGCCUGGGACGCCCCAGCGUCAUCGUCGCUCCGCUUCGCAAGCCAGCGACCCGACCCACCUCUCCCCCAUCGGUGCUCACCCGGCAGCGGCUCUGACGCCUCCCUCACCAACGCUCACCGCGAACUCGACCUCGUCUGUCAAAGUUAAUGACGAGACCGGGAGCCCCACGAGCGACGGCCUCGAGCCCAUAAGCGAACAUCAGCGUAGUGUCUCCAACAGCACUUGGUCCACCAAUACCGAAAAGCCCAGCUUCUCGCCAGCGACCACCAAGUUGGAGGACGAAGCUGAGGACGACAAGAAGAAGGGCAAGAAGAACAAAGCCCCUCCCCCCAUGUCGCACCCCGACCCGGAAAACGACACGACCGACCCAACGCCCUUUGCCGAGAAGCCGACGCGCCUCGCCAUGCUCGUCGACCCCAAAUCGCUCGAUGAUCUGGAGAAGAUUGGCGGCGUUGACGGUCUCCUAAAUGGACUUGGCGUAGACCCGAACGUGGGUCUGUGCACUGAUGGGUCCAACGCAGGUGCUCCCCGCAGCUCGUCGGACAUGCCAGGUCAGGGAGCGCAGUGGCGCACCUCGAUGGAGGACCGCCGCCGCAUUUACGGCCCAAACGACCUCCCCCACCGCCCGUCCAAGACGCUCCUGCAGCUCAUGUGGAUGGCGUUCAAGGACAAGGUUAUCAUUCUUCUUUCGGUUGUUGCGGUCAUUUCGCUUGCUCUUGGUCUCUACAGCGAUCUCGGCGGCUCCCACGAGCUCGUCUACUCUGAUGACUGUCCCCAGGGUUGCUAUCCGCCCAGGGUCGACUGGGUCGAGGGUGUCGCGAUUAUCGUCGCUGUCCUCAUUGUUGUCCUCGUCGGUUCCAUCAACGAUUGGCAGAAGGAGCGCCAGUUCAAGGAACUUAACGACAAGCGUGAGGACCGGUCCAUGAAGGUGAUCCGCAACGGCCAGGAGCAGGUCAUCAACGUCCGUGACGUUGUUGUUGGUGACAUUGCCCUCGUUGAGCCCGGAGAGGUGGUCCCAGUCGACGGUGUCUUCCUGCGCGGCCACGGUGUUCGUUGCGACGAGUCGGGUGCUACCGGCGAGUCGGACGCAAUCAAGAAGUCCACCUAUGACGAGUGCGUCGCCGAGAAAAACAACCUCGCUCCUGGAGCCCGUGGCAAGCUCGACUGCUUUGUUAUUUCCGGCGCCAAGGUCCUCGAGGGCGUCGGAUCGUACGUUGUCAUCGCUGUCGGCACCACGUCUUUCAACGGCCGCAUCAUGAUGUCCAUGCGUACCGAAAGCGAGGAGACGCCACUCCAGAUCAAGCUUAACUAUCUCGCCGAGCUGAUCGCCAUUUGCGGUGGUGCCGCCGGCCUUAUCCUGUUCGGCUCACUCAUGAUCCGCUUCUUCGUCCAACUUGGCACAAAGCCUCGCGAUUUCUGGGGUACCGAAAGGGACAACCUCGCGCAGAAGAAGGCCCAGUCGUUUGUCGAGAUUCUCAUUAUCUCGAUCACUCUCGUUGUCGUGGCCGUGCCCGAGGGUCUUCCUCUCGCCGUCACCCUCGCCCUGGCCUUUGCCACCAAGCGCAUGACCGCGCAGAACCUGCUCGUCCGUGUUCUCGGUUCGUGCGAGACCAUGGGCCACGCCACUGUCAUCUGCACGGACAAGACUGGUACUCUCACCCAGAACGUCAUGACCGUCGUCGCCGGCUCGCUCGGCGUCCACGGCAAGUUUGUUCGCAACCUCGAGGACAACCAGGAGCGCUCGAUCGCGGGCCUUAGUGAGGCCGACCGCGACGACUUUGGCUUCGACAUGGAGGAGAUGAACGGCAUCGCAUCGCCGGAGCUGCAGACUCUGUUCAACGAGGCCAUCUGCAUCAACUCGACCGCAUUUGAGGACACGAACCCCGAGGGUGUCAAGGAGUUUGUUGGUUCCAAGACCGAGACUGCUCUUCUUCGUUUCGCACAGGAUCUCGGCUGGGCAGACUACAAGGACACACGUGACCACGCCGGGGUCGUCCAGAUGAUCCCGUUCUCGUCCGAGCUCAAGGCCAUGGGCGUCGUGAUCAAGACCCCUGAGGGCAAGUACCGCAUCUACGUCAAGGGUGCCUCCGAGGUCCUCACCAAGAAGUGCACUUCCUAUGUCAACGUCCGGGCGCAGCCCACCCCCGGUGUCUCGGUCCUUCCUUACGACGACGCAGCUGCCCAGAACAUCGCCAAGACCAUUAUCUUCUACGCCGACCAGACUCUCCGCACGCUCGCUCUCUGCUACCGCGACUUCGAGCAGUGGCCGCCCGUAGGCGCCGAGGGCAUGGGCCCGGAGGACGUACCCUUCGAGCUCACCUCGUGCAAUCUCACCCUCAUCGGUGUCGUCGGUAUCGAGGACCCUCUGCGUCCCGGUGUCCAGCAGGCCGUUGCCGAGUGCCAGGGCGCCUCCGUUGCUGUCAAAAUGUGCACUGGUGACAACGUCCUUACUGCCCGUUCCAUCUCCCGCCAGUGUGGCAUCUUCACGCCCGGUGGUAUCAUCAUGGAGGGUCCUGUCUUCCGCAAGCUCUCGGACGCCGACCGCCUCGAGGUUGUCCCUCGCCUCCAGAUUCUCGCGCGUUCGUCUCCAGAGGACAAGAAGCUCUUGGUUAAGACGCUCAAGUCGAUGGGCGAGGUAGUCGGUGUCACUGGUGAUGGUACCAACGACGGCCCUGCUCUCAAGCUCGCCAACGUCGGUUUCGCCAUGGGCAUUGCCGGUACCGAGGUCGCCAAGGAGGCCUCGGACAUUAUCCUCAUGGACGACUCGUUCGCCAACAUUGUCGUCGCCAUCAUGUGGGGCCGCUGUGUCAACGACGCUGUCCGCAAGUUCCUCCAGUUCCAGAUCUCGGUCAACAUUACCGCAGUCGUUAUCACAUUCGUUUCGGCGGUCUCGUCCGAGGAGAAGCGCUCGGUCCUCACUGCCGUCCAGCUUCUCUGGGUCAACCUCAUCAUGGACACCUUCGCUGCUCUUGCCCUUGCCACCGACCCUGCCACUCACGACUCCCUCAAGCGCAAGCCGGACCGCAAGGACGCCCCGCUCAUCUCCGUCGACAUGUGGAAGAUGAUCAUCGCGCAGGCUUCGUACCAGAUUGCCGUCUGUCUCAUCCUCUUCUUCGUCGGUGGCAAGAUUCUCAAUCUGCCCCUCACGAUCAACGGCGAGCGUAGCCACCACAACGAGGCCGAGCUCCGUUCGCUGGUUUUCAACUGCUUCGUCUUCUGCCAGAUCUUUAACCAGCUCAACUGCCGUGUCCUUGACCGCAAGUACAACGUCUUCAAGGGCUUCUUCCGCAACAUCUACUUCAUGGCUAUCAUGGCCAUUAUGAUUGGCGGCCAGAUCCUCAUCGUCUUCGUCGGUGGUGCUGCCUUCCAGGUCCAGCGUCUUAACGGCCGUGACUGGGGCAUCUCCCUCGUCGUCGGCUUUUUGUCCAUCCCGCUGGGCGCCCUCGUCCGCACCAUCCCGACGGCCCCUAUCGAGCGUCUCCUAGUCAAGUGGAAGCUCUUCCCCGACCCCGACCAGCUCCCACUCGUCAAGCCUGAUGAGGGCGAGGACGAGGAUGACAUUAAGGACGCCUUCAUCUACAACCCGGCCCUCGAGAAGGUCAAGGACAACCUUUCAACGUACGCGCGUUUCCGCGGCGGCCGCCUCAGCGCCUCUUCGAUCGUCCAGCGUGCCCGCCAUUCCGCACUUCGCAAGGCCGACAUCCAGCUCCCCUCGCUCCUCACCAUGGUACCUACUCUCGUCGGUGGUUCGGUGGGUGCGGGCGGCACCUGGGUCACGAUGACCCAGGGCCACCCCUCGGCUCUCGCCAACCCCACCGCCCACGAGGCGAGCCAGUCCACGACCGAGCUGUACGCUGGAAGAGUCCAGCUCCACCCGGACACGGACCCCAACGACCCCAUGUACGCCAAGUUUGGCCUCACACCACCCGCAAGAGGCGAGAAGGCGUAG